AUGGCUCUCGAUAAGAAAAAAGUUGGUGAAAUAUCCGAAGUCAAAACCAGUCAAAAAGAAUACAAAAUACAAAUAGUUGCUGGGAAAUCAACCACGGGAUCGGCUAAAAAAACGGAUGAACCAAAGCCUAAUGUCCCAAAACCUAAUCAGUCGCCAAACCCCCUCUUCUCGGGGUUAAAAAGCGAUAUUUUGGCCGAAUUGGAAUCAAUUAAAAGAGCGGUCACCACUAACAAAGUUGACGAAGUUUUAGGUUUGGGCUACAAGGUUGGCCGUGAUGGUGCUAUUCUGCGGAAUAAUAAUCAAAAAAAAGUUUUACCGACUGAACUAGAAACUGCCGACUAUGAGGAAAUAAUUAGUUUAAUCACGCAAAAAAGAGAUUUAGGCCGAGACAAAAAUAUUGAAUUAAAUAAGGAAAUAGACAAAAAAUUGGUCGACCAUUCGGAUUUGUUUUAUUGGCCGAUUACGGUAUCAAAAACCCCAAACAUGCAGUCCGAAAAAAAUAUUUUACUUUUAGCCACCGGCAAGGAUUAUUCCUUAAUCGGUUCCCAAGAACAACAAGUCGGUCGUGAUUAUUUGAAAGAAAACAGGAAUAAAAUUAGAGCCAUUAUUAUUGCUAAUACUAAUUGGCAAAAUAUUGGACUAUUGGCUGAUAUUGGUCGUGAAAUCGGCUCUCAUAUACCCAUUUACACCGGUCAUCCGAGCAAAUUAAUUUUGUCUUAUCUUUUCCCUCGAUUAAGAAAUAAAAUAAUUGCU
This is a messenger RNA of Racocetra persica, 753 nucleotides long. The record is from the annotation of a GenBank genome assembly. Lineage: Eukaryota; Fungi; Glomeromycota; Glomeromycetes; Diversisporales; Gigasporaceae.